Kwoniella mangroviensis CBS 8507 is the source of this 1017-nucleotide messenger RNA. RefSeq lists its product as uncharacterized. The record is from RefSeq and is a predicted model, not a curated record. Bases 1 to 1017 code for a protein of 338 amino acids. Gene Ontology annotation, molecular function: transmembrane transporter activity. Lineage: Eukaryota; Fungi; Basidiomycota; Tremellomycetes; Tremellales; Cryptococcaceae. The transcript is spliced from 9 exons. Gene Ontology annotation, biological process: transmembrane transport.
AUGACGGGAGAUAGUCUCGGUGAAUCCUCAAGGAGUGUUACACAUCCUCAUGCUCAUCACAAUGAUGCGAACGUGGUGACUGAUGCAGGGAAUGCAAAUGGAAAGGGAAAAGGCAAAAGUAACGGUAAUGGAAAUGGUAAUGGCGAAAUUCAUCCUAUGGUUGAUUUCACCGCAGGUGUAAUAGCAGGUGCAGCGGGAUUACUCGUUGGACAACCAUUCGAUGUCGUCAAAGUACGAUAUCAGACGCCAGAGUAUGCAGGGAGAUACAAAUCGACUUUUGGCGCUCUAGGUGCGAUCGUGAAGGAAGAGAAAGUAAAAGGGUUGUUCAAAGGGGUUACAUCACCGAUGAUAAACGGAGUGGUUUUCACAUCAUAUUCGUUCUUUAUGAAACUUCAAUUAUCACCCGAUCAGAUCAACGAACCGAACCUAGGUCAGAUAUUCUUGGCUGGAGCAGGAAGUGGUGUUGUCGCUGCAACUUUGACCUGUCCAAUCGAGUUGAUAAAGAUCCGCGAGCAGUCCGCCCCACCUCAUGUGAACACCUCAACCCUGGGAGUGAUCAAGCACAUUAUACGCACGGAUGGAUUUAGAGGACUGUUCAGGGGUUUAAACGCAACCGCAUUGAGAGAUUUGGCUUAUGGACCGUAUUUCUUCACCUACGAAGCGACUUUACGUUUGUUCAAAUAUAUAAAAACGCCUCCUUUACCUGAGAACACACGCAAACACGAGGGACACACGUUGAUCGAUGAGGCUGAGAUGGAAUUGUCGAGUGGAUUGAGCUGGCCGGAAUUGAUGGCUGCUGGUGGGAUAGCUGGAGUGACAGCAUGGCUGGCAACAUUUCCAAUAGAUGUAUUCAAGACUCGAAUCCAAUCAGCUUCAUGGCCCUCCGAUAGCCCGUCAAACCCUUCGAAUAGAGCUGUAUCUGUACGUCCCACUCUAUGGAAAGUAGCUGCGGAUGCUGUAAGGCAGGAAGGAUGGAAAGUCAUGUUUGCUGGUUUGGGACCGACGUUGAUAAGGUGA